UCCACUCACCGCGAGGUGUGUGUGUGUGUGUGCUCCAGCCUCCCGACAAGUUUUAGCCUGGAAAUAACGUCCCGUGACUCUGGGAUAAAGGCGAGUUUAGACAGGGGAUAGUUUCGCGUGUGAAGGGAUGUUGCGGGGAAGAUAAAAGUACGUAUUCGCCCCCCAGAGCAGAGCAACGGUCUCUGAGUGAAAACGCCGCUCGUGCGCCUUGUUGUCCCGGAGGAGCAUUUUUUUUUUUUUUUUUGUUUGGGGUUAACCUCCCUCUCUUGUGAAUGCGACCACUGGCGGGCUUUCCUUCAGCCCCGAGAACAAUUGAAAAAUCACCGCCAAAUACUUUGCGUGUGUCGCGUUUGAGAGUGCCGGGCGAAGCUGUGAUGAGGAGGGAAUUUAACAGCGGAGACAGCGAAAGCUAAUCUCGUCUCACCACCAGCCGAGGACGGUGGUCAUCGACCGCAGCCCCCACCACCAAACCUCCUCCCCCCCCAGUCUCGUCUUUAUUCCCCGCGCUCCUCUCUCCCGCCGCUCAUUUUCCCUCGUCAUCCUCCCGUUUGCCUAUUCAUGUGAUUUCUUUUAUCUCAUUUGUCCCUUUCCUUCCUGAUCUACCUCUUCACGCGCACACACCCCCUUCCUUCCCUCCCUCCCAUCCCAUCCCUCCCUCCCUCCCCCCCCUUCCGUCUCCCUCCCCCCGCCCCUCCCUCUCCGCUUCUCUGGCAGGCUGCUCAUUGCAGUGAGUCAGUAUCAUGGAGGCAGGCAGCGGGGCUGCCGCAGCGGUGGGGAGUGCAGCACUGGGACUGCUGGGAGCCACGGCCACGUCCAGCCAUGACAUCUUGGACAGGGGACUGAGGCCUGGACGUCACCUGGAGGACGACGAUAUUGUGCCUGAGCUGGCUCACAUCCACCCCAGAGAGAGACCCGACUGGGAGGAGACCAUUAGUGCCAUGGCAAGGAGUGCUGAGAUUCCUGAGCUGAGGGCCGAGCCCCUCAUGCGCUCAAGCAGCAGCAGCACGGCCAGCAUGAAGGUCAAGAAUGUCAAGAAGCUUUCCUUCACCAAGGGCCACUUCCCAAAACUGGCUGAGUGCGCUCACUUCCACUAUGAAAACGUGGACUUUGGCACGAUUCAGUUGUCCCUCGGGGAUGAACAGUGUGAAGUGACGCGGAACGGCUACGAGUCCAAGGAGUUGGUGUAUUUAGUUCACAUUUACUGCCAGGGUCGGAGCUGGAUUGUGAAGCGCAGCUAUGAAGAUUUCCGUGUCCUGGACAAGCACCUGCACCUCUGCAUCUAUGACCGACGCUUCUCACAACUGCCUGAGCUGCCUCGGUUGGAGAGUCUGACUGAUCAGUCAGAGUCAGUUUCCCAGAUGUUGUUGGCUUACCUCUCUCGGCUCUCAGCUAUUGCUGACAACAAGAUCAACUGUGGGCCUGCCCUCACAUGGAUGGAGGUUGACAACAAGGGAAAUCAUCUGCUGGUUCAUGAAGAGUCAUCCAUCAACGUGCCAGCUAUUGCUGCUGCUCAUGUCAUCAAGCGCUACAUAGCCCAGGCCUCAGAUGAGCUGUCAUUUGAGGUUGGCGAUAUUGUGUCAGUGAUUGACAUGCCCCCUAAAGAAGACACCACAUGGUGGAGGGGCAAGCAUGGCUUUCAGGUUGGCUUCUUUCCCAGCGAGUGUGUGGAGCUCAUAAACGACAAAGUGCCGCAGUCCAUGACCAACUCUGUGCCAAAGCCAGCCUCCCCCUGCUCUGGGCUGCAGCCUGCUUCUUGGAGCCUCUUCCCCCCCUACUUGGAGAUGGAGAGUGUAAUACAGGACAGUGCAUGGGUGGCCGACCCGCUAAACCACUACAGCCUAAGUUCAGUAUCUAAGAAGCACGGGAAGCUGAUCACCUUCUUACGCACCUUCAUGAAGUCCAGGCCGACCAAGCAGAAGCUGAAGCAGAGAGGCAUCCUGCGGGAGAGGGUGUUCGGCUGUGACCUGGGAGAACACCUCCUCAACUCAGGACAUGAUGUGCCCCAGGUCCUCAAGAGUUGCACCGAGUUCAUCGAGAAGCACGGCGUGGUGGACGGCAUUUACCGCCUCUCUGGAAUCGCCUCAAACAUCCAGAAGUUGCGGCACGAGUUCGACUCAGAGCAGAUACCCGACUUGACCAAAGAUGUUUACAUCCAGGACAUCCACUGUGUUGGCUCCCUGUGUAAGCUGUACUUCAGAGAGCUGCCCAACCCCCUCCUCACCUACCAGCUGUACGAGAAAUUCUCGGAGGCUGUAUCGGCAGCGACGGACGAAGAGCGACUCAUCAAAAUCCAUGACGUCAUCCAGCAGCUUCCUCCGCCGCAUUACAGGACGCUGGAGUUCCUCAUGAGGCACCUUUCCCGUCUGGCAGCAUUCAGCUAUAUCACCAACAUGCACAGCAAGAAUCUGGCCAUCGUCUGGGCGCCCAACCUGCUCAGAUCGAAACAGAUUGAAUCUGCGUGCUUCAGCGGCACAGCAGCCUUCAUGGAAGUCCGAAUCCAGUCGGUUGUGGUGGAGUUCAUCCUGAACCACGUCGAUGUGCUCUUCAGCUCUAAACUCAGCUCGCUAAUAAGAGAAGGAGCAGGCCACAACUCUUUGUCGCGGCCCAAGUCCCUGCUGGUUUCGUCACCCUCCACAAAACUUCUGAGUCUGGAGGAGGCGCAGGCCAGGACGCAGGCUCAAAUCAACUCUCCCGUCACCGAAGACAGCAAAUACAUCGAGGUGGGAGAGGGUCCAGCUGCCCUCCAGGGCAAGUUCCACACCGUCAUUGAGUUUCCCACUGAAAGAAAGAGGCCUCCUGUUAAAUCCAAGAAGUCUCCGGUGGGUAGUUGGCGUUCUUUCUUCAACUUGGGGAAGUCCUCCUCCAUGUCCAAGCGAAAACUGCACCGCAACCCCAGCGAGCCCAAUGAGCUGAAGGCCAUGGCUCUCGCCGGAGGCAGAGGAGACACAGCAACGUUAAGGUCAGCCAAAAGUGAAGAGUCACUGAGUUCCCUGCACAAUGUUGAAGGGGAGUCCAAAGUAUAUCGUCCUCGGCGACCGCGCUCAAGCAGCGAUGCUCUGUCAGCCUCCUUUAACGGUGAGCUCCUGGAAAGCCGGCAGCACUGCAACUCCUACGAUAACCUCGACGCCACAGAGGACAGCGACGGAGACGACGGGCCCAUCUGUGUUCCUGCCCUCAUCUCACCUCCCCGCUCAGCAGGGGAAGAUGUGGACCUCAGCCCUCCAGACAUUGGCAUGGCCUCCUUGGACUUCGACCCCAUGUCUUUCCAGUGCAGUCUCCCUGAUACCUCGUAUGCCUUCCCCCUGGAUGACUCGCCUGCCGGCGCUGAGGGCCCCACGUUAAAGAGGAGCCCCGGCAGCGUCUGCGGCAAGGCCAACGGCUCUGACUUCAUCUCUGCCUCCUUCUUGGGCAGCCUGACCUCGCCGUUGUUGUCCGCGGACUACAACCGUGCUGGAGAGAAGGUGGAAAGCAAGAAAAUGACCACUUCCUAUUCUUACACUGAUAAGCCCACACAGGCUGUGUCACCCAUUAAAUGUGGAAAGGCUGCCAGUUUGACACCUUUUGUCACUUCGGAGCUUUUCUCUGCAGAAACGCCUGACAAGAAUACAGCUGGACAGGCUGUCUCGCAGCCAUUAUCUCCUCCCUCGAUACCCAAGGACACUCCUCCCCUGAUGGGCAGCGUGCUGCUGAGGGCAGCUGAGCCAUCUCUUAGUGAAGCUUUUCAAAUGGAACUGCACUCUAAGCUGGCAGCCUUUGACAGUGCGGACAGUCAAGAGCUGAAGAGAGAGGACAGUGUGCAGCAGGGACCAUCUGCCAGCAGUCAAGACCACCAAGGAGUCGUAGCUUCGGACUCUUCAAAGGACCUCACCCCUCGUUCCCUCAUCUCCACAGUGUCCACCUCUUCCCUUCCUCCCCCUCCACCCCCUAAAAAUGCUGCCCGCAUGUUGGCCCUGGCCCUCGCUGAGUCUGCCCAGCAGGUCUCCAGUCAGUCCCAGCCCUGGUCCUCUGAGCCCCCCACACCUCUGCAGGCACAAGAAGCCUCUCACUUCCAGGAUUUUCCGCAUCCUGUGACCCCGCAUUUCCAGAGUUCCUCUGAGGACGGAGCAGGGAGAGGAAGUCCCCCGCCACCAAAUACCACUACUACAACCGUCAUCACAGCUUCUUCUUAUCAAGCUACUUCCAGUCCUGCGAUCAGACAGCAGCCCCUAGAAUUAACCGGCAUGAUCUGUAAGUCAUCAGACGGUGCCAAGGCCUCGACAAUUCAAUCUGGGAUACAGACAGAAAAAGGCUCCACCCCACCAGACACGCCACUUUACAAGAGCGCCCCACUCUCUAGUUCAACCAAACUGACUUCUCCAACCAGGAAAAGUCCAGAGAGGCAGCACCCUGUCACGGGACAGGUUCCCGUUCAGACAAGCUCAUCCAGUACCACUCCAGCCUCCACCCCAAGUGAUGGCUGCAAAGGCACUGGAAUCAUACCACAACCUGUUCUUGAGGUCAAAUCAGAAGAGACCGCACCACCCCCAGUCCAUCCCAAAUCAUCGGAGCAGCCGCUUCCCAUAGUUCAGAAGCCCAAAAGGCAGGCCGUUUCAUUGCCCCAGCACCAAACACAAACUCAGCGGAGCCAAGCUCAGAUACAUCUUCCGACACAGCCUGCACCGGAGACACAGCCUCAUCCACUGACUCAACCUCACGUCCAAUCCCAGCCGCAGUCCCAGCCUCAUCCCCACCACUCGAAGGCCAGCGCAAGAGUGGCCCCCACCUCUGCUGAGCCGGUGGAGAAGCCCUGGGAAGCCAUUAAGCCGGUACAACCUUGUACUGAGUCAGCAAAGUGUCACGAAUCCCAUGGGCCCAAACCUCCAGCCCCUCCUGUCCGCACCAUGGAAAGCAAACUGGCCACAGCUGCACUCAGCCAAAGUGAAGCCUCCUACCAUAUCCUGGGUGAAGGUCCUCUGCCUGGACAUCUGGAGGACGCUCUCCCUCAUUCUCUUUCUCCUCGGAAAUCUUCCAUGCACCAGCCAGCCUACUUGUAUCACGCUAAAGGAGAACCUGUCUUAAUUGAACCUCCGGGAGCUGCAUACUACCACCAGAGACCUGUUCUUGUGGGCCCACAGUCCAUUCCCCACCACUACCGGCCAGACAGCGUCCCCCCACACUCCUACGUGUCCAAGUCUGAGCCACAGAUACCUUACAGUGCCCGAGUCGACAACAGGUACAGCACUUUAGGCCCCAGGUCGUACCAUCACUCCAUCAAGUCUAGAGGAAACCCCCGCAGUGUGUAUGUAACUCCUGGGCCAGGGCAUCAGGGGUAUAGCCACGACAGAACCCACGGCUAUCCCACCAUCCGCAGAGUGCAUUCCCUCCAUGUCCCUUCCACUAUUCGCUCUGUACCCAUCCAAAGGACGGAAGUACCUCCAGACGACGACAUGUUCUUCUACCACCGACCUGUGUAUCAGUGCAAAGCCUACCAGCAGCCUCCGCAGCAGUCCUCACAAGCCGACUACCACGUCACCCAGCUGCAGCCUUACUUUGAGAACGGACGUGUCCAGUAUCGCUACAGUCCGUACUCUGGUUCAAGCCCUUUGGAGGCACCGUUCUACGACAUUGACCCUUACGGCACGAUCAGAGUCCGGCACAUUCACUCCUACGCCGGCCGAGAUCCCGGAGCCAUCGCUGGACGACCGGGGGGAAAAGCUGCGGGAUACCACUACCUCGCAAGGCACGUUCUCCCACCUGGGAAGGAGCACAGCUUUGUGAGCAGGGACAUGCCCCCUAGUCACGGGGCCAAGGAUGCUGCUGCUUACCUCGCUUGGGAUGCAGAGGAGUCAGAACGGCUCCGCAUGCACUCCAUCCGCAGGGAGAGCAGGGCCAGACUGAAGAUUAAAGGCCCCGUCCUCUCUCAGUAUGACAACGUCGGCUUGUUCACUCCAGCCGACAUGUCAGGCUAUGAAACUCUGCACCUGCGUAGUAAAUCUGACCCUGGCAAAGCUGUGCUGGUAGCAGCCGAGGGCAAGGAGGGACAUUACCUUUCCAGACACAUGGUGUCAGACCCUGACGUUCUCAUGUACAUGGAAACUGACAAGCAUGUCCAGGGCAGCACAGUGGGCGACCAAUUGGAUGGGCUUUCUAAGCAGAGCAGUUCCAAGAAAUGCCAAUCUUCUCACUCCAUUCCUGCUACUCUGAGCCACAAUCUCUCCCAUCAGCAGGAGAGCAGCCGACAUGAGGCCAAGUAUGAGACGGGAGACGACAAGCUCGGUGGAGACAGCAGCAGGUCUAAACACUGGCAGCAGGAGUAUCCCAACAAGAAGAAUUUUCAACCGCGUUACGAGGGCCCCGAUUCUGACCACCACCAGAGUAAAGUAAAGACAUCAAGCAGCUACCACGGUGCUGACGACCAGCCACCCGCCCCCAGGGAACAGAUCGCCCGCUCCAAACCAGAGCGAUCACACAGCGUCCGAGAGCAGCAGCACUACAGCCAGAGCAAACCAGACCUAGACAGAGACUACACCCAUCAGAAACACAGCACUAAACCAGUACAGUCCCACUACGAUAACUUGGACGAUUACCACCCAGUACCUCAGCCUCAGGCCCCUGUUCAAAAACGUGGAGGCUCCGGCUCCUACCCAGCCCCAGGAUUCACAGUGAACAACAGAGCGUACUCCACAGCACUGGGCCAGGGAGCCUACAUCCAGACUGAGCUGGCCAUGCAGAGGCCAGAGACAGAGAUACGUACAGAAUGAGGCAUUUUGGGGGUGGACGGGUAUCUUUAGCUGUAUAGAAGAAAGACUCUGUUGAGCUUUGGUUAAGCAGCCUCUGCAGGACAGUGGACUGUUGUAUCAUCAAUAUUUUUGCUUCUCUGUAUUUUUAAUGAAUUGUAAAGAAUAUUGUAAGACUUUUUACAGAAAGUCCUGAAUGUACCUGAAGUCAUUGUCCAUGAGGUCAUGUUAUUGUGAUUGAUUGAGACAUUACCGAGUCAUAAAUGUAAAUGAAGUGAAAGACAUGAGGUACUUUUAACAGGAACCAACAAAAUGUAAAAUAUAUAUACAAAAUAUAUAUAUAUAUACAAAUAGAAUCACUAGAAAAAGGGAUUUUUAGUUGUAUUUGUUUUUGUUAGGCGGGGCGCUGGGUACGAGCAUCAGCUGGGACUAAGGUUUGCAUUUUAGAAAUGCAUGCACUCUCUAUCUAACAGAACAGCUCUGUGUACAUCUCUAUCCAUUGUGUUUUUCCUGGAUGUUACAGCACAAGAAUACAGGAGGACACAUGUAGAACAUCACACCCUCCUCCUGCUAAUGCAUACAUGAGAAGGCAGCGGUACAGUGUGUUUGAUAAGGAGCUGCAGUGGGUAACUUUUAGUUAAUAUAGUGGUCAUCAGUAUGUUCUUUUGUCUGUGACCGUGCCAUUUUUAUGUAACUUUGCUAUGAACGGAUUGCAGUGACUUCUCAUGGAAUGUUUUGGUACGUGUCUGAUCUUCAUUGGAAGAGGGACCAAAUGACUUGGCACAGCUCUUGCACAUACGGAGUAACGAUAGAAAGGUGGAUGAAUGCCUGUUGUAGAGUCAGAAGUGUAACAGGUUAUUUUUAUUUCUUUUUAUACAUCAAAUCCAUGGUAUUUUCAUAAACGGGACUAACUGAAUAAAGCUGAAAACUACGUGGUCUACAAAAAAUGUGGUGAAGAACAUGUUGCCGCUGCUUUGUUGAAAAGACAUCUCGGUGAUAAGCCUUAAAUUUUGUUCCUGCAGACCAUAUUUUGUUUACUGUCAUUGUUCAUUGUCAUCAUGCACAAACAUUGUCUAGGUUUCACCUUUGAUGAUUCAUGACCGUUUUGGAUGGCCUCUUUGGUUUUAUGAGUUUAAAUUAAUUAGGGAGGGGAAUCUUUGACAAAAUCUUUUGUCAAAGAUAUCUGGGGUCUUUUUUUUCCAGGCUGGAAAUAAAUGCAUAGUACAAUAAUCUGGUAUUAUACUACAUGCCCUGUCUGGGUCGUAAUGAAUGGAUUACACUAUGUUUAAAUCCAGGUUGUACUCUGUAACUGUUGAAUUCUAUAUCGCUUGCAGGUUUUGCUCCUCUUGCCUUAUCUAAAGCCUCUUCCCUUUCAGAUGGGGCAUUGAAGUAAGGCACUGUGAACUUGAAUGUGAAAACACUCUUGUCUCAAACUAGAGGUAUCUAAAGUCGGAUAUGAAAUAAAACUGUUCAGGAAUA
Messenger RNA from Mugil cephalus (flathead mullet), 8195 nucleotides. It is a transcript of the gene arhgap32b, whose product is annotated as Rho GTPase activating protein 32b. The transcript has 25 exons. Gene Ontology annotation, biological process: small GTPase-mediated signal transduction. Lineage: Eukaryota; Metazoa; Chordata; Actinopteri; Mugiliformes; Mugilidae. The record is from RefSeq and is a predicted model, not a curated record. Gene Ontology annotation, molecular function: protein binding; phosphatidylinositol binding; GTPase activator activity. The coding region runs from base 741 to 6740 and encodes 1999 amino acids. Gene Ontology annotation, cellular component: cell cortex; fibrillar center; Golgi apparatus.